AUGCCUUUUAAGCCGUUUUUCCCGUUCAAUCAGGACCAUCCAACCUUUCCUGCCGAAUUUCGCUCCCAGCAGAAAGAUUUCUCUUCAAGGGACGCAGCGAGAGGGGCUAAUCCUAUUCUACAAGAUGAUCGAAUGAACCACAGCUUUAUCUUCGAAAAAGGAUGCCGCAUAGCAUUUUCUGGAUUUUUCCGUCAUGGAUCAAAAGACUUUUGUCUUGUCGAAAACAUGAAUCCUGACCUCCUCACGGAGAUCUUUUUCGAGAUCAAACAUAGUUCCAAUCCUUCGGAACAUGCAGAUAUCACAGCUGCAGUAUGUGGUAUCCGCGAUUCGACUAAGUUCUUCUUCGUCAGCUGCAACUAUCAUGACCCAGAGCAUAUUACUAUUCGCACAUAUGCCAAAUUUAGGAACUUUGAUUGGAAUGACCAGUCGCAGAUUGAUGAUCUCAAUCUCUUUCGGAUGGCAGCUAUUGCAGAGGGUUGUGGCAUCAUUGCUUUUGCUGAAGACGGUCAAAUACUCCCUCCAUCUGAGAUGAGAUCGACGAUUGAAGUAACACCUGAAGAGCAAAGCUCGAAGGAGCAGAGGGCUUCCACAAUCGCAGAGUCUUCAUUUGAUGACAUGCAAAAUGAUACACGCGUCUCAAACAGCUCUGAUGCAAAAAUUCAUGUUACAGCUUCCACACCCGUGCUUUCAGGAGCGCAAAAUUUGCAAGCACACCCGUCGGCACCAAAGUUCCAGUUUCGACCAACUGCACCGCAAUUCCAACCAGUUACGACCAAAUUUCAGGUCAAUAGCAGGCAGCCCCAUUUCAAUGCCGGACCACUUGAAAGUGACCGAGUUCGGGGAGCGCCGGGCGUUGGGCAAGGGCUACAGAGUCUUAUACGGCCCGGAGGACAUGUGCAACAACCACCCGCUCAACAUGAUCGCAGCAAUGAAACAUUACACCAGUUCAACCAACGACAGGUCGACAACCAAGGCCAAAAUCCAGGAUCCGGAAUGCAGCAACGACGUGAAAAAGUUGCGUCUCCUCACUAUUCUCAGCAGAUUGUGACCCAAUUUCAAGGACAGGAAUUUGGGAUGCGAAAAUUGCCUAUCCAUCACGGGAGUGAUACUUUCCAUGCUCAAGAGUAUGGAACGCUACCACAACAGACACAACAAAUUUACGGACAUAUGCCCCAAUAUACAACAUUACAAAACUACACUCCACCACAGGACCAAAGAUACAAUUUUCAGCAGCAGCAUCAUCGACAGAGCUUUAAGCAAUUUCAAGCCCAAGGUGACGUGAUGGAUCAGUGGUAUAACCAGAAAACCCCAUUACAAUUCCAAAAUCAAGUCUGUGGAAUGUAUCAACAAUAUGACCAGGGCCAGCAGAAGCUUGAACAGCCUCAACUUCAUGGUCCCCACGCACCUCGUCAAUAUGUCCAACAAGAUCAAAAUGACUUCCAGAAUCUUGUGGCCUCUCAACAAAUUGCCCAGCGAAAUCCUGUCCAAAUCCAAAUCGAAAGACACGGGGGAGCCCAGCAGUCACGGCAAGGUUAUUAUCACUUUGAAAACCUGACCACUGCGGAAUUUCAACAGUAUGAAAAGAACAGGAAUAAUAGCCAAGAUUCGAACCCUCAGAAAGUACAAUCUGCGCCCGAACAAAAUAAUCUGGACCCUCCCGAGUUCAAACAUCCGAGUCCAGAUACUGGUGCAGGUGCAGGCGCAGGCGCAGAGGUGGGUUAUCAAAGUGCUUUAAGUUCCAUUUUUAAAUGGGGUUUGUCGAAUGACUUCGUCGGUACUCGUAUGAGUGUCGAAAAGUAUUAG
This is a messenger RNA of Botrytis fragariae, 1803 nucleotides long. RefSeq lists its product as uncharacterized. The transcript is spliced from 3 exons. Lineage: Eukaryota; Fungi; Ascomycota; Leotiomycetes; Helotiales; Sclerotiniaceae. Bases 1 to 1803 code for a protein of 600 amino acids. The record is from RefSeq and is a predicted model, not a curated record.